UGGUGGUAAAUUGAGAAUGACAUGGAAUACUGUGAAUGAGGCAGCAGAGAAACACGCAUACUGUCCCCCCCGCCACGCAACGCAAAUCCAAAACCAGAAGCUAAAUUCAAACCAAGCGACCACGUGAGUUCACUCCCUUCUUUGCAAGCUAUUCCAAAAUAUUUUUUAGUUUCGAAUUGUACACUAAAAACCCUCGUUCGCUGCGGAGUGUAAAUUCAAAACUAUACACUCGGCGCACGAGAACAUGGCGGACACUGGUGGCGACGAUAAUGGCGUCACCUAUCUUCACGGUGACCUCGAUUUGAAAAUUAUCGAGGCAAGGCACUUGCCGAACAUGGACAUCUUCUCGGAGCGUCUUCGCCGCUGCGUAACCGGCUGCGACACUAUCAAAUUCCACUCCGAGGACCCCGCCGAGAGUGGAAGCCAGCGGACGCGGCAGCGCCACCACCGCAGGAUCAUAACAAGUGACCCGUACGUGACGGUUUCGGUGCCGCAGGCGACGGUGGCACGCACGCGCGUGCUGAAGAACUCGUCGGAUCCUCUGUGGAACGAGCGGUUCCACAUCCCGCUCGCGCAUCCGGUUGUGGAUUUGGAGUUCCGCGUGAAGGACGACGACGUUUUCGGCGCGCAGAUAAUUGGGACCAUGAAGAUUCCGGCGCAGCGGAUUGCCACAGGCGAGUUGAUUUCCGGCUGGUUCCCUGUCGUCGGGCCGUCUGGGAAGCCGGCGAAGCCGGACACGGCGCUGCACGUGGAGAUGAAAUUCAUGUCGGUGGAGAAGAAUUUGCUUUACAAGCGAGGCAUUGCGGCGGAUCCGGAGCAACGCGGAGUGAGGCACACGUAUUUUCCGGUGAGAAAGGGGAGUUCGGUGAGGUUGUACCAGGAUGCGCAAUGUCCUGAAACUGGCGGAGCGAAGUUGCCGGAGGUUAAGCUUGAGAAUGGAGAGGUUUACAGGCACGGAAAGUGUUGGGAGGAUAUUUGUUAUGCCAUAUCCGAGGCUCAUCACAUGGUGUAUUUGGUGGGCUGGUCGAUUUACCAUAAGGUGAAGCUUGUUAGAGAGCCUACUAGGCCGUUGCCACGAGGUGGCGAUUUGACGCUUGGCGAAUUGCUGAAGUAUAAGUCUGAAGAAGGGGUGAGAGUGCUGUUGCUGGUUUGGGAUGAUAAAACUUCGCACGACAAGGUUUUCCUCAAGACGACUGGUGUGAUGCAGACUCAUGAUGAGGAAACCAGGAAGUUUUUUAAACAUUCUUCAGUAAUGUGUGUUCUGUCGCCUCGGUAUGCCAGCAGCAAGAUGAGCUUCUUGAAGCAACAGGUUGUUGGAACGGUCUUCACACACCACCAAAAAUGUGUGAUCGUGGACACACAGGCCACGGGGAAUAAUCGGAAGAUAACUGCUUUUAUUGGAGGUCUUGAUCUUUGUGAUGGUCGCUAUGACACACCUGAGCAUCGUCUGUUUCGUGAUCUUGACACUGUAUUUUCUGAGGAUUUCCACAAUCCUACAUUUCCUGCUGGAACAAGGGCUCCUAGACAACCAUGGCAUGAUUUACACUGCAGAAUAGAUGGACCUGCUGCAUAUGAUGUUCUUAUUAAUUUUGAGCAGCGAUGGAAAAAGGCAACUAAGUGGAAAGAAUUUGCGAUCCUUUUCAAAAAAUCCUCUCAAUGGCAUGAUGAUGCUUUGAUAAGAAUAGAACGCAUCUCAUGGAUAUUAAGUCCUUCCGUUACCACGAAGGAGAAUUAUACAGUUGUUCCAGAGGAUGAUCCUUUAGUAUGGGUUUCUAGGGAAGAUGAUCCUGAAAACUGGCAUGUUCAGAUCUUCCGCUCCAUUGACUCAGGGUCCCUCAAAGGAUUUCCCAAACAUGUUGAUGUUGCUCUGUCCCAGAAUCUUAUUUGUGCUAAAAGUUUGGUCAUAGAAAAAAGCAUUCAAACAGCGUACAUUGAAGCAAUAAGAUCUGCUCAACACUUUAUUUAUAUUGAAAACCAGUACUUCAUUGGAUCAUCGUAUGCAUGGCCUUCUUAUAAAGAUGCAGGGGCUGAUAAUCUUAUUCCAAUGGAGUUGGCACUGAAAAUUGCUAGUAAAAUCAGAGCUAAGGAAAGGUUUGCUGUCUAUGUUGUUUUACCAAUGUGGCCAGAAGGUGAUCCAAAAACUGGGGCUAUGCAAGAAAUCCUCUUUUGGCAGGGCCAAACAAUGCAAACAAUGUAUAACGUAGUUGCUAGGGAGUUAAAAGCAAUGCAACUUUCUCAUAUAAACCCACAAGAUUACCUCAAUUUUUAUUGCCUUGGUAAUCGGGAAGACUUCAGUGAAGAAAGUUCAAGCACGUCUCAGGAGCAUAUAAAUAUCGCAGAUUUAUGAUUUAUGUGCAUGCUAAGGGAAUGAUCGUUGAUGAUGAGUAUGUUAUAAUUGGAUCUGCUAAUAUAAACCAAAGAUCUAUGGCUGGUACUAAAGAUACUGAGAUAGCUAUGGGUGCAUAUCAACCCCAUUACACAUGGUCAGCAAAGCAAAGACAUCCAUAUGGUCAGAUUUAUGGUUACAGAAUGUCACUUUGGGGAGAGCAUCUUGGCAUGUUAGAUGAAACUUUUGGGGAGCCAGAGAGUUUGGAGUGUGUGCAUACAGUGAAUCAAAUUGCUGAAAACAAUUGGAAAUUAUUCGCUUCUGAAGAUUUCUCGCUAUUGCAAGGACAUCUUCUUAAGUAUCCUGUAAAGGUAGAUUCUGAUGGAACGAUUAGAUCCCUACCGGACUGUGAGAAUUUUCCCGAUGCUGGCGGUAAGAUAUUAGGUGCUCACUCCACAGCAAUCCCAGAUAUUCUAACAACUUAAACUCCUGAAUUCAUGUUGCGUGAAGAUUGUGUGACGUAUUGUUGUCUGUCCCUUCCUGAGAAAGAUGAUACAAAAAGAAGUUGGGGUGAAGUUAUGUAGCUUUCUGUACUUAAUUUAUUGUUCAGUUCAUUUGUAAAUCUUCCACAGUAUUGAUUCAUAUUUUGAAACACCUGUUUAUAGAUAGUUUUUGUCCGUUAUUCUGUCAUUGGUUUGGUUAUAGUUUUGUGUACCUAAGCUGCAUUCAUAUAUUGCAUCCCCGAACGAAAUACACUUUUUUUAAGUAGCAACAUCUCCUUCAGGUGGUACAUACAUGAUACGUAGAUACUAUUAGUAGUUGGAGUAAAGUGAGGACUUUCAGAAGAUUUGUAAAAGCAACCCUUAAGGUUCAUUUUGUGUUGAGUGAGUUUCGUGUGAUUGUGAAACAUUCUAUUAUUCUCUUAUGAUAAUAUAUCCUACAUUCUCUUACCUAAA
Molecule: messenger RNA, 3282 nt
Organism: Vigna radiata var. radiata (mung bean)
Lineage: Eukaryota; Viridiplantae; Streptophyta; Magnoliopsida; Fabales; Fabaceae
Product: phospholipase D delta
Biological process (GO): phosphatidylcholine metabolic process; phospholipid catabolic process
Cellular component (GO): plasma membrane
Molecular function (GO): calcium ion binding; D-type glycerophospholipase activity
Source: RefSeq, a predicted model, not a curated record